GUUUCGUCCUCUGUUGACGUAUUAGAAGAGAUUUGGUUGCGUUUACCGGUGAGAUCUCUACUUGUAUUCAAAUGUGUAUCAAAACAAUGGUGCGCACUCAUAUCUGAUCCCUGCUUUUGUCGACGUUAUUCCGUUCGAAACCGCAAACAGUCGAUUGCUGGACUUUUUGUGCAAGACGCGCCUUAUCGCUCUCAGGACUUCCUUCAACAACUCAACUUCCCGCAUCUCUAAUCCAUCUACAAACAGUUUAUUCUUUUUGAUAGGAAAUUCAUCUACAAACAGUUACACCCCCCGCCCAUCCACUUUCUACAUUUAUAAUCCAUCCACAAACCAUUACAAGAUAUUACUUCCGCCACCAUCUAGAAAGGAAGGUUUCAUGUGGGUUUCUAGUGUAAGUUUAGCUUUUGAUCCUCAGAAAUCACCUUAUUACGAAGCUAUUGCCAUCUGGGGGGAUACACCGGACGGCGCUCAAGCGGAAAUAUACUCUUCUAAAACAGAGUCCUGGAAGGAUUUGGGGAUAAUAGGUGCCCGUCAUUCUCAUUGUUUUAGAGAUUGUGGUGUCUAUUGGAAUGGUGCUUUGCAUUGGUUCAACAUAUUUCGUGGGCUAUAUUUUGAUAUCAGUCGAAAAUUAUUAAAGAGACUUCCAAUACCAGAUAUAUAUGGAGAGAGCAUACAAACUUACAAAGGUACGAAUAUUGAAACCUGGAAUGUUUAUUUUGGAGAGUGCAAUGGGCAUUUGCAUCUUAUUAAAAUUUAUGGACUUGAGAAUAUUCCUACUGAUCUCUAUAUCUUGGAACUGGAAAGAGAUUACUCGGCAUGGACAGUAAAGUACAUCGUUAACAUAGAGCAUUUAACAGCUACAUAUAAUACUGAGAUGGUACUUAAUAAGCACAAUAAAUCUUUCAAGGAUUUGGAUUUCUCGGUUUUGUUUGUUGAAGACAAUGAUGAUGAUGAGGCGAAAACAUCCAAGUUGGUGAUGCACAUAGGCGAGCAUGUCAUUUUUUACAAUCUCAAGGAUAUGAGCUUCAAAGAAGUUGAAGAUGUACACUUGAUCAGAAAUGUGCAUAGCUAUCACCGGUUAGCUACUCCAUUCAUAGAGUCACUAGCAUGCGUCUGAUCUCCCUUUUUCUUUUUCUUUCUUUAUCAUAUUAUUCAUUGUCCUAUUAACUUGUUUUGCCUUUGUUUUAAGUACGGAGAGAGUUUGGAGAAGAGUGAGUGACACAUAAAAUUGUGAACAGACUGGGGAGGGGAAUAGAAAUGCUCUCUUUUCCUUGUUUUUUAAAUUAUGCUCGUCUGUUAUUGAAAAAGAUGCCAAGUUUC
Molecule: messenger RNA, 1320 nt
Organism: Papaver somniferum (opium poppy)
Lineage: Eukaryota; Viridiplantae; Streptophyta; Magnoliopsida; Ranunculales; Papaveraceae
Product: F-box protein At5g07610-like
Exons: 2
Coding region: 377-1117 (246 amino acids)
Source: RefSeq, a predicted model, not a curated record